AAUCCAAAGCCAGUGAUAUCACCUCGGUGUCCCGGCAACCCUGUAUUCCACAAGCUGAAUGGGACAUUAAGCUCCUAAUAGCAGAUCUAAAACACACUAUGAGGGCAGACCUUCAAAAACUGGCAAUAGAAAUCAAGAGAGAUGUGCAAGCCAUAGGGGACCGGACAGCGCAUCUGGAGGAUAAAAUGGAGGCAGUCAUUGAAGCACACAACACCUUGGCUGAUGCGUACACUACCUCCCAAUCCCAACUACAACAAAUGGAAAUGAAAAUGGUGGACCUCGAAGACAAGGCCCGCAGGAACAACAGCCGUCUGCGUGGCAUACCUGAGGACAUCAAAGCACCUGAAUUGAAGGA
Messenger RNA from Pelobates cultripes (western spadefoot toad), 355 nucleotides. NCBI's taxonomy places the organism in Eukaryota, Metazoa, Chordata, Amphibia, Anura, Pelobatidae. The record is from the annotation of a GenBank genome assembly.